Rotaria sp. Silwood1 is the source of this 300-nucleotide messenger RNA. The record is from the annotation of a GenBank genome assembly. NCBI's taxonomy places the organism in Eukaryota, Metazoa, Rotifera, Eurotatoria, Philodinida, Philodinidae.
AUGCGUUGUCAAUGUUUAGCUGAAUCUGGUUACGUUGUAUUAUGUUUAGAUAAUCGUGGUAGUGCAAAUCGAGGUGUUGCAUUUGAAAGUUUUAUUAAACAUGAUAUGGGACAUUUAGAACUUGAUGAUCAACUCGAUGGUGUACUUCAUCUUAUCAAACAAGGUAUUGCUGAUGAAAUACGUGUUGGUAUAUAUGGUUGGUCUUAUGGUGGAUCGAUGUCUGCUAUGGCAUUAGUUCGUACAAAUAAUAUUUUUAAAUUAGGUAUUGUAGGUGCACCAGUGACACAUUGGGAUGGAUAA